GAGCUGUGCUAUUUUCAUCCGACGCAAAAAGUGCAUGUGCUGCUGAGCUCUUUUUACAAGAGCUACGGUGUGUAGGGACCAGGUCAUAUUGUCAGUUAUCUGCACCCCCAGGAACUUGGUGCUGCUUACCAUCUCCACCGCUGUGCCGUUGAUAAAGAGUGGAGCGUGGCUGGACUGGUGCUUCCUGAAGUCAACGAUGAUCUCCUUGGUCUUGUCGACGUUCAGGACCAGGUUGUUGGUUCUGCACCAGUCGACUAGAUGUUUCACCUCCUACCUGUAGUAGGAGGUGAAACUUUCCCACUUUGUCUAGCGCUUUGUCUCUGUCCUUGCGGCGGUAUUUUCCCCUUUUGCAAAGUCAGCAACCAUAUAAAUGUACAUUUUUUGAUAAUGGUUGCAAUUGCGGACUUUGUUCUUCCAUAUUUGUAAGCCAAUCCGUGUGCCUAUGGCGCCACCGCCGCAGUCUACUUGCAAAUAUGUAAACGUCGGGGACCCACUUCUUCAAAACGGCGUGUACAGGUAGCGAUGUCAUCUAAUUGGCAGCCUCCAUAGAGCAUCCAGCGGCACACAAAAUUAAUAAAUAAAUGAAAGAAGCGAUCGUACACCGAGACAUGGGUCGCACAUCGAGACAUAUUUGGCUCGAUGUAAACAUUCCUAUACCGAAAAACCCCCGCAAAUAGAGGCAUCCGUAGACUAAAGUUCCGCUGUCCUCUACCACUCACCAAUAAGUGGUGCGGUGCAGAUCAGUUAUUUUAAUAAAAUUCACAAUUGUCAAUGGAGAUGUGAAAAAUUGUGACAGUCAGCCUUUAAAGCCUUUUGUGUUUGGCUGUUGGUCAUGAGAUGUGAACGCUCGGUCAGACAGCGAGCCCAUUGUUUUAGCUGACAUCAUGGCCAGUACUAGGAGGGCAGAGGACAGGAGGAGACAUUAGUGUUGACUGGCAGGCAACAGCACAGCAUCGUCAUGACUUUCGCUAUGCCAGCUGUUUUUCUUUUUGGUGUCUUUGCUUUGGCGUCUUCAGCCACGCAAGUGGGUCUGAGCGCCAAGGUUCUGCUCUUCCCGUAUGAGACGGAUUUCAGCUACGUGACGCUGACUCCGCUCAAGGAGAUGACUCUCAAGGCCUUCACUCUGUGCUUACGUGUGGCCACCGAGCUGCCCGAAGAGCGCCAGAUCAUUCUGUUUGCUUACCGCACGGACGACUAUGACGAGCUCAACAUGUGGCGAGAGAAGGACGGGCGUAUUUCCUUUCACAUGAGCGGCGACGGCACUUUCUUUCACCUCCCACCGCUGGGAACCUUUCGCACUAGCCUGUGCUUGACAUGGGAGUCAGUUGCUGGACUCACUGCUUUUUGGGUGGACGGGAAGCGCAGUACAUACCAGGUUUACAAACCUGGACACAGCAUCCGUCCCAAAGGCACUGUCCUUCUGGGCCAGGACCCUGACAAACACCUAGGGGGCUUGGAGGCCCUGCAGAGCUUCGUGGGGGAGAUGACUGAUGUGAAUAUGUGGGACUUUGUUCUGUCCGGGAGUACCAUUCAGGCUUGGCAUUAUGGCCGCAAGGUCCCUGAAGGCAACAUCUUUAACUGGGCCACUAUUGAGUAUGAGCUGACUGGCAACGUGAAGGUGGUGGAUGACGACUGACUCAGUGUGGCAUCAUGUGGAGGGGUGAUAAACAUCUGUGUUGGACUGCUCCUGAAGUGUGCCUUACUUUUAUAUAUGUAAUCUUACCUUACAGGCCUCAAUGUGCUUGGUUUGUGAUAUACGGUCAUUUUAAAUAUAACAAUUGCAGUCCAGCAAUAGGUGUUUGUUUCACUCAAAGCAACAAGAUGCAUCCAUAAUGGUAAUAGUAAACAUUUAAUAAUUAUUAGUCAUUUAUUUUAUAUUACAUUUUCCUAUUUUUUUAAUCAUUAUAGUAUUAUUUAAGAUUUUUUGUUUUAAUUUUGUCAUUAUUGGUAAUAUCUAUCAUAAUAGAUAGAUAAACAUUUAAAGUUAUUGUCAUUACAUUGUACCUUUUUGCUGUUUCCCCCCCCCUCCCCCUCCCCCAAUUUUACUCCUUUGUACAAUAAGAGUCUAAUUGAUAGUAUUUUUUUUUUUCUUUUUCACAUCUACUAAUUUUUUCAUACUUAAAAGAAUAACAACACUCAACAAUAGGGAUAAUUAUAUUUAUUUAAUUUAUUGGAUUAUCCAUGCAUCCACCGGGUGGCACUCCCGCUCAUGUCAAACUGAGUUGUGUAUAAUUAUUUACUCUCUAUUUAAAUGUGAAAUUUGAUUCAACACACUUAAUAAACA
Entelurus aequoreus (snake pipefish) is the source of this 2284-nucleotide messenger RNA. RefSeq names its product C-reactive protein 1 (gene crp1). The record is from RefSeq and is a predicted model, not a curated record. The transcript has 3 exons. The coding region runs from base 959 to 1636 and encodes 225 amino acids. Lineage: Eukaryota; Metazoa; Chordata; Actinopteri; Syngnathiformes; Syngnathidae.